Messenger RNA from Dioscorea cayenensis subsp. rotundata (Guinea yam), 1711 nucleotides. RefSeq names its product BTB/POZ and MATH domain-containing protein 3. The transcript is spliced from 4 exons. NCBI's taxonomy places the organism in Eukaryota, Viridiplantae, Streptophyta, Magnoliopsida, Dioscoreales, Dioscoreaceae. The record is from RefSeq and is a predicted model, not a curated record. Gene Ontology annotation, molecular function: protein binding. The coding region runs from base 283 to 1533 and encodes 416 amino acids. Gene Ontology annotation, biological process: protein ubiquitination.
UUACAGAAAUACUCACCAAGAUGAUCAGAUAUAACGACAGCCGCCGAUCGUCUUGGCUUCAGUAGCGCUCGAGCCCCGCGAAGUUUCGUCGCUGAAGAAUCGCAACGCUCUUUCGUCCCUUGAAGCCCUUCUUCUCUUCUCCCUCUCUCUCUCUCUCUCUCUCUCUCUCUUCUCGAUCUUCGAACAAUUAGGGUUAGGUUUAGGGUUAGGGUUAGGGUUAGGGUUCAGAUUCCUCGGCCGCCGGCCAAGAAUCCCUAAAUCCAAACUCUUCAAGCCGUGGAAAUGGCAGAGUUCGCGGCCGACCCGGGAGGCCUUGUCAACGACAACCGCCGCCUGGCGCAGCAGCGGCUUCCGAACGCUUCUCAGUCGAAGUUAAUCUGUGAGACCGUCAAUGGUUCCCAUCACUACACGAUCAAGGGAUACUCUUUGGCGAAGGGGAUGGGGCCUGGGAAGUAUAUGACUAGUGAUACGUUCUCCGUUGGGGGAUACGAGUGGGCUGUGUACUUCUACCCUGAUGGCAAGAACCCGGAGGAUAAUUCGCUGUAUGUGUCGGUGUUCAUUGCGCUGGCUAGUGAUGGUGCUGAUGUUAGAGCUCUGUUUGAGCUCACCCUGCUGGAUCAGAGUGGGAAGGGGAAGCACAAGGUGCACAGCCACUUUGAUCGGGCACCGGAGAGCGUUCCUUAUACUCUUAAGUAUCGGGGCAGCAUGUGGGGCUAUAAGAGAUUUUACCGAAGAACAUCUCUAGAAGCAUCUGAUUUUCUGAAGGAUGAUUGUCUAGUCAUGCGCUGCACAGUGGGAGUUGUUAGAACUCGCGUUGAAUCUUCUAGCCAGUCAGCAAUUUCUGUACCACCUUCAGAUAUGGGUCGUUGCCUCAAGGAAAUGCUUGAGUCUAGAAUGGGCUCUGAUAUUGUAUUUAUAGUUGGAGACGAGACUUUCCAUGCUCACAAGUUGGUACUUGCUGCAAGAUCCCCUGUUUUUCAUGCACAAUUCUUUGGUCCUAUUGGAAAUAGGGACACUGAUAAAGUUGUGUUACAGGAUAUCGAGUCUUCGGUUUUCAAGGCCAUGCUUCUGUAUAUUUACUCUGAUGCUCUACCUGAUAUUCAUGAACUCACUGGAUCAGUCUCAAUGAGUACAUCCACCAUUGUAGUACAACAUUUAUUGGCUGCAGCUGAUCGGUUUGGGUUGGACCGGCUAAAACAAAUAUGUGAAGCGAAAUUAUGUGAAGAAGUAACUGCUGACACAGUAGCGACAACCUUGGCACUGGCAGAACAGCACCAUUGUGCACAACUGAAGUCUGCCUGUCUAAAAUUCACAGCAUUGCAAGAAAACUUGGGAGUUGUAAUGCAGACCGAAGGGUUUGAUUAUUUGAAGGAGACUUGCCCGUCAGUUCUCUCAGACCUAUUGGAGACAAUUGCUGUCGUUGAGGAUGACAACCGUCCGAGUUCCAGGAAGAGAGGCGGUAGCAGUGUCAUAGGACUUAAUCUCAUGGAUGGUGUCGACAUUCAUGGGAGGCGUACUCGAAAACAUCUGUAGAUACUGAUGACCAAAACUUCCUAGUCCCAUAAUUAUUCAUAGCAUCCGUCUACGCAGAUUUGUAUAUCAACUUUUGAAUUUUUGUGGUUUUCUCUUUAGUAAAUCUAAUUGUUGUGGCUUCUCAUACUCACACCUGAUCAUGCUUUUGAAUAUUAUAUGUUUGUAGUGCUGCCAUACA